Molecule: messenger RNA, 6444 nt
Organism: Chiloscyllium plagiosum (whitespotted bambooshark)
Lineage: Eukaryota; Metazoa; Chordata; Chondrichthyes; Orectolobiformes; Hemiscylliidae
Product: BTB/POZ domain-containing protein KCTD8-like
Biological process (GO): protein homooligomerization; regulation of G protein-coupled receptor signaling pathway
Cellular component (GO): signaling receptor complex
Molecular function (GO): protein binding
Source: RefSeq, a predicted model, not a curated record
CCCCCUCCCUGCAGCUGGCCUGACGUCAGGGUGCCUUGCCCAGACUGGAUGCCGGACGCCUUCAGACUUUGUGUCUCUCUCUCACUCACUGACACACACACACAGAUCCAUCCUCGCCGCCGCCUGCCAGUGCAGUGGGUGCCCACUGAGGGAUGUGCACACUGUGGUCUAGGAGCUGAGGCCAGCCUGCUGUUUGAGUUUCCCCUCUGCCCAGUGCAGCCCGAGUCCCUCCCUCCCUCCCUCCCUGCAGCGAUGGCUGAGGUCAGCAGCAGUAGCCCGUUCCCGGAGGUGUUGGAGCUCAACGUUGGCGGGCAGGUCUAUGUCACCAAACACGACACCUUGCUGAGCGUCUCCGACUCGCUGCUCGCCGAGCUCUUCUCCAGGAAGCAAACUCGGGUGCUGCCCCGGGACAACAGGGGACGCUACUUCCUGGACCGGGACGGGUUCCUGUUCAGGUACAUCCUGGAUUACCUGCGGGACAGGAGGCUGGUGCUGCCCGAGCACUUCCCGGAGAAGGAGAGGCUGCUCCGGGAAGCCGAGCACUUCCAGCUGGCUGAGCUGGUCAGCUUGCUGACAGCGCGGCUCCCCCAGCACAGCUCUGCAGCCGAGGACGCCUGUCCCAGCGAUAUCGAGGAGAGCUCCCAGAGCAGCGAGCUCUUGGCCAAGGGUGCUGCCGGCCCGGCGGCCAGGGGCUCCGGCUUCAUCACGCUCGGUUACCGAGGCUCCUACACCCUGGUCAGGGACAACCAGGCGGACGCCAAGUUCCGCAGGGUGGCCAGGAUCAUGGUGUGCGGCAGGAUCGCCCUGACUAAGGAGGUUUUCGGGGACACCCUGAACGAGAGCCGGGACCCGGACCGACCUCCGGAGAAGUACACGUCCCGUUUCUACCUGAAGUUCACUUACCUGGAGCAAGCGUUUGACCGCCUCUCCGAGGCUGGCUUUCAUAUGGUGGCGUGUAACUCUACCGGCACCGCCACCUUCAUCAACCAGUACCGAGAAGACAAAACGUGGAGCAGCUACACCGAGUACAUCUUCUUCCGGGGACAGCAAAGACCAGCCUCGCCAAAGUCAGAAUGUGAUGGGAGGAAACACGACAAAGGAGAGAAAGGAAUGGAAAGUGGCACGUCUUGUAAUGAGCUCUCCAGCUCCAGCUGUGAAAGCCAGUCAGAAGCCAGCACUCCGCAGCAGGGGAAUGUUGCCGCGCAGUCCGCCCCACCUCAGCCUAAUACCCUGACUCUGGAUCGCCCUUCCAAGAAAACCCCUGUCCAAUGGAUGCAGCAGCCUGACAAACGGAGGAACAGUGAACUCUUUCAAACGCUGAUGAACAAUUCCCGUGACUCAAGCCUCUGCAAAAAGAAAAUCAGCGAAAUGCUAAGCGUCGAGGAAGAAAUGAAAAAAUGCAUCCAAGAUUUUAGGAAGAUCAAAAUACCUGUGCAAUUUCCAGAACGCAAGCGCCCAUGGCAGUCUGAACUAUUACAGAAAUACGGACUUUAAGUAAACAGAGAAAGAGACUAGCUACAACAUGAGUUCUAUUUGAAAUAAGGGUUUGUGGAUUGGAGUCACAUGCUGUUUGUCUUAUAUUUUCUGUCUUAUCUAUUGAACUGUGAUAACAUUUGCAAAAAAAAACCUGAAGGAGUCUGUCAGAAAUGUGUUCCACAAGUCCCACACGUGGCAUGAGGCAUACCUUGUAAUUACUUUAAAUCAAUAAUAUAUUCAGAUACUCCUCCAGGAUAGGUGGGACUUGAACUGGACUUCCUGGCUGAAAGGUAGGGACACAACCACUAUGCCACAAGACCCCUGUGCUUGAAGGAAAAUAGUUCACUGAAAGUGCAGAAAUUUCUUUAGCAGGGUCAUCUAAUCUACUAGCAAGCUACACAGUGAGAAUAUGCAACUGUUGCAGCAUGUCUCAGUCUGAUUAAUAAUAGUAGCAAAAAUAAUGAAUUCUUCGCCACUGCCUCGAUGUGUCAGAAACAGUUAUGCAUGGGCUUAAAGAUUGGAUGUGACGGAGCUCCAGAAAAUGUAAAAGGUUGCAUUCAUUGUUGUUUAUAACCUCAUUCCAGCAUUACCAGCUUCCUGCAUUUCUCAUGCUUUCCAUUAAUAGAGUUUUACAGCCAAUCAUCCAAACCUGACAUUUCCAAUUUGGUCAUAUCAUUCUUCGAAUAUUUCCUUUUCAUUUAGCAAUAGUUUGGCCAAAUGUUAAUACCAAUAAAGAUCAAAUGCCAAGACUUAAGAUUAAAAUUUUUUGAAGAACAUUUUCAGUUCCAACGCUGCAUUGUUUUAUGAGUAAAACUUACAAUAAAAAAAGUCUGAUUCCAUUCAUUCCUAGUUAUUAAAAUAAAGUGAAGAUGGUGAUUCAGAAAAAAAAGUCCACAAUUUUGAGGAUGCGAAUGUUUAGGUUAAAAAUCUUCAUUGUGCUUUAGGGAGAUUUUUCUGGAGCUAUGCCCAGGCACAGUGGGAUAUCUGAGUACAGUAAGAAGCAGAAAAUCAUUACCAUUCAAAUCACCAGUAAAGAAAUCCACCUGACCAAGGGAAAUCAGCAAAUCUGGUUUAUAGGGUGCACUCCGUCCUGCCAAAACCCAUUUGUUAUAAAUGUGUUCAGAAUUUUGCUACACCCAAUAAAUAGAACAAUGCCUCUCUCCUAGUUUCACUACUUUGGUUUUAUACUAAAUUUGACUGAUGUAUAUUUCUUAAGAAGCAGUACAAACACUAACAGUUUACAGAGAAUUCAGGCAUCCUUUAAAUCAAUUCUUUUAAAAAGGCAUUAGAAUAGAAUAUCCUUUAUUGGCAUUAAUAUGUUGUUUUCAAAUUGAAGAUUUGCAGCAGAAGUUUGAAAUUGCUGCAAUUUCAAACUUCUGAAGAUGCUGGAGAAACUCACCAGCCUGCCAGUACCCGUGGAGAGAAUUAAUAGUUCAAGUCCAAUGUAACUCUCCUUCAGAACUGAAAGGGACUAGAAAAUGGUGAGGGAUGAGGAGUGUGUGGAAUACAUGGCAAGGGUGCUUACAGCAAAAGACAAAAGGAGUGCAAAUGGUGAUAAAGGAGAGAUAGAGAUGUAAAUAGGUAUAAAUGACAGUUAACAAGAGGAGAACAUAGAUCUGCUGUGCUGAAGGCAAAGCAACAAGACACAAACAAGAAAUGAUUGUAGAAACCCCUGAAGUUGUUGAACUCAAUGUUGAGCCUUAGAGCCUGUAAAGUGCCUGAAUGAAAAUGGAGGUGCUGUUCUUCCAACUUGUGCUAAGCAUUUGUGGGAAUACUGUAGCUGGUGUCACACAAAAAUGUUAGCAUGGGCACAAAGCAGGAUAUUGACAUGGCUAGCAACUGGAUGGUUGGGUUCAUUCUUAAGGACAGAGUGGACGUGCUCCAUAAAGAGGUAACCUUAGUCUGUAUUUGCUCUCACCAGAGUCAAGGGCACUGCAUUGUCAACAAUUAAUACAGGAGACUGGACUGAAAGAAGAACAAGUGAACUGCUGCCUCACCCUUUGGAAGGUGUCCUGGGGCCUUGGACAGUGAGGAGGGAGGUGGUGAAAGGGCAAGUGUUGCACAUUCUGUAAUUGCAAUGGGAGGUGCCACUGGGGAGUUGGGAUGGAUAGCAGGAUGGGAGGAGAUGGGUGAGGAUAUUGAGGACAGGACGAGGGUGUUAUGAAAGGAACAGUCCCUGUGGAAUGGCAAAGUAGGGGGUUGGGGGGAGGGGAAGAUAUGUUUGGAGAUGAAUUCUGCUGGAGAUGGUGGAAGUGGUAGAAGAUGAUUCUUCAAAUUCAGAGACUGAUGGGGUGGAAAGUAAGGACAAGGAUAAUUAUGUCAUUACUCUGAUAGAGAGGUGUGGUGGCAAGUGCAGGAAAUGGAUGGAAAUGACUAAUGAGCCUAUCAACCAUGGUACUGGGGGAGUCUUUAGUUCAGGAAAGCAGAGGUCAUGUCAGAGGCAGCCCAGUAGAAGGUCAUGCCAUUAGAACAUAUGUGAGACAGAUGGAGAAAUUGGAAGAAUAGAAUGGAGUCUUUGCUGGGAAGCUGGGUAUGAGGAAAUGUAGUCAAGGCAACUGUGGCAGUUGGAGGUUUUGUAAUGGAAAUUGGUGGACAGCCUAUCCCAUGGGAAUAGGGAAGUCAAAGAAGGGAAGAGUAACAUUAAUUCUGUUUUCUCUGCAACAGGUGAUGCCAGACCUGCUGAGUUUCUCAAGCAUUUUCUGUUUUUAUUUCAAAUUUCCAGCAAUUACAGUAUUUUGUUUUUAUUUGCAUUCAUAGUACAGAGUUGUCCCUCUACAUUACAGUAAAUUUGAAUAAUACAGAAGUUUUGAAUUAUUUUGGCACUCAUACAUUAAGAAUUGCAAGGCAAUCUCUUCAGAUAGCAAUUCUGUCAUCCUAAUGUCUUUUGCAUUUAUGUAGAAGCUGCAAAGCUGAUAGCUGCAUUGUUUGGAGGCCAUUGUUUCAUCACCUGCAAUUUUAGAAAUAACAUUCUAACUAUUCCCUCUCAUGUCAAGAAAUAAAGGUUUGCAGAUGUCUCACCACAUUGCUAUUUCGUUAAUGUAGUUAACGGAUAAGAAAAGAUCUACUGGCCCAUCAAUUCUUUCCUAUAUAGUGAUACCCCCUCACAUUAAUGUUUAGCCAUCAAAGAAUUCAUUAGGGGAGGUAUUGAUGUUGUGAUAUUAUUGUGUGACUUGUGAUCCAAAGACCUGAGUGAUGUUCUGGGCACUUGGGGUCAAAUCCCUUGGUGGGAUUUGAAACUUUUUUAAAAUUCUGAUGAUGACAAUGAAGCUAUUGUUAUAAAACCCCACCUAGUUCAUUAAUGCCCUUCAGGGAAUGCCUAGUGAGCCAUUCAGUUGUAUCCUAAGAAAGGAUUGAAUCCAAUUGAACCACCUGGCAGCUAUCUAGGCACCAGAAACAAAAGUGACAAGCACAGCUCUUUUGAUCCAACAAAAUCUUCCUUAUUAUCACCUGGGGCUAUGUGCCAACAUUGAAAGAGCCAUCUCUUGGCAAUGGAAUCAUAGCUCAGAUGUCCUGUCCUACCAUCAGGAAAGAUACAACAGAGGUGAAGGAACAGUUGUAUGCAGUAGGUAGGUAGGUGGAAGAGUCACUCUGGGAGCCCUCAACAUUUGAAUACAAACCCCAUGAAUUUCAUGGCAUUAGGUCAAACACGGGCAAACAUUAAUCUCCUGCUGAUUCAUUCAUACUGUGUCUCUCCCCCUCACCCUCCUUAUGGACUGCCGUGGUUUUAAAAGGCAGCUCAUCACUAUCAUUUCCAAGACAAAAAGGGACUGGCGCUGGCCCAGCCGUGAUGCACAUGUCCCAUGAGUGAAUAAAAAUAAAAUAUAAUCUUCAAUCUCAAGGCCUGGUGUAUUCACUACCCUAACAUUACUAUCAAGCGUGGUUCAUGAGGACAUGACAGGAGUAGGUGUACUGAAAAAUAAGACAUCAACCUGGUGAGGCUAUACAAUAGGACUACAUCUGUGCCAAGCAGCAUAAGCAGCAAGUGACAGACACAGCUGGGUGGUUUCAUCGCCAAUGGAUCAGAUCUAAACUUUGCUACCCAGCCACAAUCAGUUAUGAAUGCUGGUGGAUAAUUAAACAACUCACUGGAGGAGGACCUUUUCCCAAAAUAUUCCUAUCUUCAAUGAUAGGGAAUCCCAGCAUAUCCAAUAUCAUUCAGUGGAUAAUCCACCUCAGACCCCUCUGGAGGUCUCCGACAUCACACAUGAUAGUUUACAGCCAAUUUGAUUCACUCUACAUGAUCUCAAGAAACAGUUGGAGACACUGGAUACUACAAAGACUAUGGACCCUGACAACAUUCUAGCAAUAGUAUUGAAUACUUGUGCUCCAGAACUUCCCACAUUCCAAGCCAAGCUCUUUCAGUAUAGUUAAGCACCGACACCUAAGAUGGAAAAUUGCCCAGAUAUGUUCUGAGCACAAAAAGCAGGACAAAUCCAACCCAGCCAAUUACUGCCUAUUGUUGACUACUCUCGAUUAUCAGAAAAGUGAUCGAAAGGGUUUUCAAACAUACUAUUAAGCAGCACAAGCUUAACAAUAACCUGCUAACUCAUACAUCAUUUGAGUUCUGCCAAUACCACUUAGCUCCUGAUCAUUGCGGCAUUAGUUGAAACAUAGAAGAAAGAGCUGAGUUCCAGAGGUGAGCUGAGAGUGACAGCCUUUGAUGUCAAGCCUGCUUUUGUCCGAGUGAGACAUCAAGGAGUCAUAGCAAAAUUUGUGAGAAUCAGGGGAAACUGUCCAACUGGUUGGGGUCAUAUCUGGCACAAAAAAAGAUGGCUGUGGAUUUUGGGGGUUGGUCAUCACAGUUUCAGGACUUCUCUGAAGGAGUUCCUUAGGGGAAUACCCUAAACCAACCAGCUUUGGCUGCUUCAUUAAUGGUCUCAUUCAAUGUAACGGUACUGUUCACCUCUAUCGACAUAACCCUAGCCAGAGAAACAAUAGCCAACCUGCUGGACAUACAGAACAGACAAC